AAUCCGAAAAUCAUUUUUCGUUGACACGUUUUUUGUUCCUAGAAUGCUACCGCCUUUUUUCUUUGCCAAUGGUCAAAAUAGUCCUCAGGUAGAAUUAGGGCAGGAUUAGUGGGACAACAGAUCUCCGGUCUGCUUCUCUCUCGACGCCGAUCAAUGCCUUUUUUCAUUCCCCUUUUCUCACAGCUCACAGCUCUCUCUUGCCGUUUCUCUUCCAUUCCUAUGGAUUGGAUUUGAUGCCCCAAUCUUCAGUUCAGAGGGGUUUAAGUGUGUUUCUAUCUACCUCUAAGGCAGACAAGGCUGUGACAAUUCGUACUAAGCAUGAAAGACGAAGACGAAUUCAGCUUCUAAAACCCUAAACCCUACUUAUUUCACACUUUGUAAAGAAGGAGUUAUGGACAACACGAAGUUUUACCAAACAGAUUGCGAUGCGCUUUUGUCCCAAAUUAAGCACCAUGAGAAGGACAUUCAACUCAAACGGAGGUGGUUGUUGGGGCUUCCUACAUCUAAACAUGGAAGGAAGAAGUAUGAAACACCCAAAUUUUUACAAAAUGGGUCACUGCCUGAAUCUUUUCUUAGGGAAGACGAUAUAUUCUAUGAGACUGUAAAAUCAUAUGUUUUGGAAGCCUUUGGUCAUGCUGGAAGAAGUUAUCCUGUUGUUCAAGAUGACUUGGGAUUGUCUGAUAUGCCCUGUAUAUCAAGAGUCAUUUUGUCAUGCCUUGAUGAUUUGACCAAUAAGGGGCUUUACCUUCUUGCUACAGUACUAACUGAAGGCCAGGUCAGGUUCGAGAAAACUCGUUGGAAGAUGAAAAAGGUUAUUAGAGAAUCUCUUCAGAUGAUUCUUGGAAGCCAAAAUCAUAAACAUUAUCAAUCAGAAAUUUCUUCAAAGAUACUUCAACGUCUCUCUGACCCACAAAGUUUCCGAAAUAAUUGUGUGCCAUUUUUGACUUCCAGAUACCCAACUCAUCAUGCUGCCACUAGACAAGUAUUGGAUGGACUAGAGGACUUGCCAUUCCAAACCUUGAUGGCAAUGCAUAGGAAGCUAAGAGGGUGGCAACAAAAUACACCUCAAUUACAGCCCCGCAAAAGUGGAUGGAGUCGAGAACCUCUAAUUAAACAAGUUAGGAAAACUGGUGAGAACAUGCUUGCAGAACUUCGUAUAGGGGAUAAACUACAGGAUCCAUUAGCCAAAGCUAUGGCGGUAGCAGAUUUAUCAGCGAAGCUGACACCUGGUUUUCAUAAUUCCUCCACAAUGGAGUUUCGUGAAUUCUCACCAAAAAUAAAAAUAUUGCAGAAUGAGAUAACUAAGGCUAUUUGGUUGGUUAGCACAAAGGUUGGAACACCAGAGCUGAGAAAAUUACAGCUUGUGUUGGAUCCAAAUUCCAAGAUAUCAAUCAGGAGCUUACGAACAGCAAUAAAGAAAAUGUUAAUUGAAUAUCUUUUUGAGUGCAGUGAUAUGGAUACUAUUCCAAAGUCACUAUUGGAAGCUGUAGCUAUUAUCAACAAGGAUUCUCGAAGUACACCUGAUGAUUCCUUCCUGAAGGAUGAAAUUGAAGAAGAGGUAGAAUGUAUAUUGAGUGUGAGUGCCCACACGAAGCAGGUUUUUUGGGAUUUGCUGCCUGACCAUAACUUUGAUCUAGAUUUCACUGAUGCAUAUAUGGAGGAUUUGCAAGAUAGUGAUGAUGAUUACGAUGAUGAUGAUGAUGAUAGUGGACUACAUGAAGAUAGAAUCUCACAAAAUAGCAGCCACUCAUCGGAUUCAAAUGAUCAAGUUGAAAGUAUUGGGGAUUAUGUACCAUGUGAUACUGCUAUGACCGUGGAUGACUUACAUGUUGAGGGGCUCAAACCCAACUUAUCCAGUGAAGUAGAUUCCUUGAAUGUCCAUGAUACUAAAAAAGAAGUAAAUGAUAAUUUUCUACCCAGAUCCAUUGAUCAAUUGGAUCCAACAGAUGCAACACAUUUCUUUCCUUUUAAGCUGUCCUUUAUGGAGCCAAAGGGUUUUAAUGGCAAUAAAACCUCAAAUUCAAACCAGUACCUUGCAAUACAAGAUGUUUGUGACGAGACAAGCAUGAUUGCUUAUAAUCUCAUUGGUCAUAUGUUGGAGAAGUUUGCAUGGACACAAGGCUUGGAUUUAGACUGGACUGAAAAUUUUCAUCUGAGGCAUAAGUUUCCAGACAGAGAAGAUGCUCAAGUUGCAAGAGACGAGCAAACUAGACACAAGGAAAAUGAUGGCUUGGUAACCAUUCGAUUAAUCAAGGAGCUAAUGCCUUCUCUUCCUAACAGUGUAAUAGAAAGGUUGAAGAAGUUGAUGGACUUGUAAGCUCUGGGGGCUCCUCAUUUGUAGAUUUUUGCAUUCUUUAAAUUACACUUGGUCUCCUCAAGCAUUAGUGUCCAAUAGUUGAGGAUGCAUUCAUUUUGUGGUUGUCAUACAAGAUAGGGGCGGUGGAGGUUUGGUUCGAUUGAUUUUUUGUAUUUAUUUUUUGGCAAACCAAAGCGAAUCAAUGGUAAAAUCAUAUUGAAAUUCGGUUC
Molecule: messenger RNA, 2526 nt
Organism: Ziziphus jujuba (common jujube)
Lineage: Eukaryota; Viridiplantae; Streptophyta; Magnoliopsida; Rosales; Rhamnaceae
Exons: 7
Coding region: 392-2317 (641 amino acids)
Source: RefSeq, a predicted model, not a curated record